UUAGUCUUCUUCUUCUUCUUCCUUACUCUCAAAAAAAUGUUAAACGCCAAAUUGCCUUAUUUACUUUCUCUAACCUUAUUAUUGUUGUUGCUUGGUGCCAAGGCAGAACAAUGUGGUAGACAAGCAGGUGGAGCAUUAUGCCCUAACAAUUAUUGUUGUAGUCAAUUUGGUUGGUGUGGUGAGACAGAUGAUUAUUGUUUACCAAGUAAAGGUUGUCAAAGCCAAUGUAGAGGUCCACCAACACCUUCACCACCACGACCACCAUCACCGGCGCCACCCGGUGGCGACGUUGCAAACGUCAUUAGUUCCUCUGUAUUUGAUCAAAUGCUUAAGUACCGUAACGAUCCACGGUGUCAUGCCAAUGGAUUCUAUACCUAUAAUGCUUUCAUUACCGCCGCUCGAUCUUUCAACGGCUUUGGCACUACCGGCGACGAUGCCACUCGCAAAAAGGAGGUUGCGGCUUUCUUGGGUCAAACUUCCCAUGAAACUACAGGAGGAUGGGCAAGUGCUCCUGAUGGACCAUACGCUUGGGGAUAUUGCUUUCUACAAGAAAAUAGCCAGUCAGAUUAUUGUAGCCCCUCUGCACAAUGGCCAUGUGCUCCUGGUAAAAAAUAUUAUGGCAGAGGACCAAUCCAAAUCUCCUACAACUUCAACUAUGGACCAGCUGGUAGAGCUAUUGGUGUAGAUCUUCUUAACAAUCCUGAUUUAGUGGCCACAGAUCCAGUAAUUUCAUUCAAAACUGCCAUAUGGUUUUGGAUGACACCACAAGGAAACAAGCCAUCAAGUCAUGAUGUUAUCACCGGAAGAUGGACGCCGUCCGAUGCUGACAGGGCGGCCGGUCGAGUCCCCGGAUAUGGUGUGAUCACAAACAUAAUCAAUGGUGGGCUUGAAUGUGGGCAUGGGCCGGAUGCUCGGGUCGAAGAUCGGAUCGGAUUCUUUAGGAGAUAUUGCCAAUUGUUGGGAGUGAGCCCUGGGGAUAAUUUAGAUUGCAACAACCAAAGGUCGUUUAAUUUAGGUAUCCAAAUUGCUAGCUCGUGAUAAUUGCAAGUAUCACUACAAGAAAUAAGGAGUUUAGCCACGGAAAUAAAAUCGUUAAUGAUCCAUGAUAUAAUGAUUUUACCACCUAUAUAAUCGCAUUAGUGUGGUUGACUUAUUAAUUAAGAAAAGAUUAUUAUGAGUGUUGUGGAUUGGAAUUAGGGUUGUUAUUGAGUUUGUCAUGUAAUUUUAUUUUCAUGUUUAUUGCUUAGCUUGUUAAGGCGUGUAUGAUGUGUGAUUUUCUAUAUGAAAUAAAUGGUUGUAUCUUUUAUGUUUUUC
Arachis stenosperma is the source of this 1314-nucleotide messenger RNA. Its product is annotated as endochitinase-like. Gene Ontology annotation, molecular function: chitin binding; chitinase activity. NCBI's taxonomy places the organism in Eukaryota, Viridiplantae, Streptophyta, Magnoliopsida, Fabales, Fabaceae. Gene Ontology annotation, biological process: carbohydrate metabolic process; chitin catabolic process; cell wall macromolecule catabolic process. Bases 37 to 1038 code for a protein of 333 amino acids. The transcript is spliced from 3 exons. The record is from RefSeq and is a predicted model, not a curated record.